This is a messenger RNA of Paramecium pentaurelia, 1928 nucleotides long. The record is from the annotation of a GenBank genome assembly. Lineage: Eukaryota; Ciliophora; Oligohymenophorea; Peniculida; Parameciidae.
AAUGCGUUAUCCUAUGACAAAUAAACACUCGUCUCCAUCAGGUUCACCACGGAAGAGGUUAUUUUCAGCAAAAAGAGUGGGAAGUAAGGAAUAACAAUAACAAUAACAGAAAUGCAAAGCUAUUGCUUCUAUAAAAACUGGAUCAUCAAUAGAAACAUUAAAAGAAGUUUUAAUGAAACAAACACAAAUGAGUAAUAAGCAUACAAACAACUUGAAUUAUUUUGUACAUAAUAACAAAAGAGAAAGUUAAAAUAAAUUAGAUACAAAAACAAGUGAUUCAACAGAAAGAGUAAAUAUACGAUAAGGUACAUUGUCUAAAGAAAAAACUACAAUUUCAGAAUUAACAACAAAAAAAACUAGUAUAACUAAAAGUGAAUUUGAAUGGAAUAAAUGUUAAUUGCCACUGACACCCUAAUUUUGUUUAGCAAAGUAUGGAUAUGCAUUAACAGAGUUUGAAAAGACUGAAAUUCUGACUUUUAAGAGAGUAUGAUUUGUUAUGUAUGAUUAGAUUUAUUGUAUAGGAAUUAAUGCCAAAAAAAUAUAAUAAUCAUAAAGUAAUUACAAUGAUGGAUUUGACAAUGCCUAAGGAGAAUAUUUAUAUGCAUUGCAUGAUCACAUUGGUUAUAGAUAUGAAUUGUUAGAACAUGUAGGUUCUGGUAGUUUUGGACAAGCAUUUAAAGUCUUUGAUCAUAAGAGACAAUAAGUCCUUUGUUUAAAAGUCAUUAGAAAUCAAAAGAAAUUUUAAAAUUAGGCUCUAGUUGAAUUAAAUAUAUUAUCUUUUAUUAGAGAUAAGGAUGAAGAAAAUAUUACAAACAUAGUCAAAAUCAAAGACUUUGUUAUCUUUAGAAAUCAUGUGGUAAGAAUUAUUAUUUUAUAUUUAUAGUGUAUUAUUUGUGAACUCUUGUCUCUGAAUCUAUAUGAAUUGAUUAAAAAUAAUAAUUAUCAAGGAUUAUCAUUAGAACUUAUUCGUAGAUUUGCCAUUUAAAUACUCAAUGCUCUCAACUUUUUAUACAAACAUAAAAUUAUACAUUGUGAUCUUAAACCAGAAAAUAUUCUUUUGAAAUAACCCAAUAAAAGUGGCAUUAAAAUUAUUGAUUUUGGUAGUAGUUGCUUUGAAAAUGAAAGAAUUUAUAGUUACAUCUAAUCCAGAUAUUAUAGAGCACCUGAAGUUAUAUUUGGAAUUCCAUAUGACAUGGGAAUAGAUAUGUGGAGUUUUGGAUGUAUUAUGGCUGAAUUGUAUAUUGGUUAUCCUAUUUUUCCUGGUGAGAAUGAAUAAGAAUAAAUUGCUUAUAUAAUGGAAAUUAAGGGAAUCCCUGAUCAAUCCUUAAUUGAAGUAUCAUAUAAUAUAAAUUAUUUCAUAGAAAGCUACAAGAAAGAAACACUUUUUCACUUCAAGUACUCCUUAUUAACCAUUACCUUAUAAAAAUAAAAGAGGUAAAGUAAGAGUUCCUAAAUCAAAAGACUUAUAAUAAAUAUUGAAAUGUUAGGAUAAAUUAUUUAUAGACUUUUUAGAUAAUUGUUUUAAUUGGGAUCCUUAAAAAAGAAUGAAACCAAUUGAUGCUUUAAUGCAUUAAUGGAUUUUGGAGGGAUUACCAAAAGAAAUUAGAACAUAACAUAUUAAAUAUUUAGAAUCAGAACAAAUGACUUAAAAAGUAUUCUUCAAAAAUACUGAAACUAAAAGAUAACAUCAUAUCUCUGAACCAGAAAUGGAAAAAAAGAAAUCAAGUAGUAGUUAUAGUUAAAAAAAAUCAAAGGAAAAAGAUAUUAAUCUGACUCUUUAUGGUAAUAUUAAUAAUGACACUACCCCAUAAAAUAAACGUAUUCUAUCAUAAUCAUUUCAUACAUCUAAAAAUGGAAGCAAUUAAAAAUAUCAACAAUAUUUUCCUGGCACAACCAAAAAUUAACCAUUAAAAUAUAAAUUUUAUUGA